ACGCUAGUACAUCCUCUUUCGGGCAGCAUUCACUGCAGCCGGGAGCUAAUUCUGCUGCACAAUUAUAGUGCCACAGACUAGCCUGCAAGUGUCCUGAGCCUAUGAAAGGAGAGGGGAAAAGACAGAAGAAGACAAAGGUUUCUGAAGGGUGCCUUGGAAUUCCCAUCACUGGAAAGAAGACCUUGCUUGCCUGCAAUAUUGCGAUGGGUGAGAGAACUGGCUCAGCUCAAAUUUCAGAAUCUGCCUGUCCAAGGAUGUCACCAGACGUUCAGAAGUAAUAAGAGCUCAAUCUUCCUGGGAACAAAAGAAAGGAGGGAAAGGAGGAGGGAGACUUCAAGGAAGGAAUUCUUAGAUUUCGUGGGACUUUCAAUUCUCUUUUUUCCCAACCAGACAUGGAGACACAAAUAAGGUUUCCAUACAGGGUCUAAUAUCUAGUUUUCAAGGGAAAGAAUCCAACAAAGGCUCUGCAGUAAAUGAAUCGAUUACUUAUUACAAGAUCCAAAGGAGGCUUUCUCAGAAGUAAUCCCAAGAUGUUUGAAUGGGACUGACCCUUCACAGGAACAGGAUUGCAGAAUUGUUGGGGCUUUUUGGAGGGGUUAGGAGUGGGGGGUUUUUUUUGCAGGUAAAAGACCAGCUUUGUUAUGGAAUUGAAAAGGAACUGAGAUUUGAAUCAUGGUAACACUUUGAUUUCAUAAAGGUAUACCAGAAUGGUCUUAUCUUAUGGAGCAGGAAAACAGAUUUCCUAUGGUUCUCUCCUAUGAUGUAGUGAACAUAAGAAGUACUGUGGCAGAUGAAAAGUUUUCUUUGUGUUGGAUUAUACUCCAUUCUUUAUUCCUUCUUCCUUGGAAAGGAAGUAGAGAGACUUCAACCGACCACUGCUGAAUAUGUGUUUAAGAAGGAAGAAAAAGCAAUAUUUAUUGUUUCUAAAGGCCAACAUGGCAAAACAAUGCAAAGUUUUGUAUUUCUUCUUAGAAACUGAUCUAGCACAGGUGGCAAAAAAUUCACUCUUGACUAACCUCUUCCUACUGUUUCAAAUGCUGCAUAUGAAGAUGCUUUAAUUUAAACCUGGGAUUUAUCAAGAGGAAGCACUGCCUUCAUUUAGGAUAAGUUGUUAAAGAUACAUGGUUAUUUUUUCUGAUUUUUUUUGUAUUCUUCUGAAAGAAUUACAAGCAAAUUGCAUUAAUGGAUGGACACAUAGCUAAAAACCUUCAGGAAAUUCUGUCCUCAAAUCCUGGAAAUUCUCUCAUAUGUGGAAUAUACUGUUUUUUUGCAAUAGCACAUAACACAAACUAAAGCUGCAGUUGUUGUGGAAUGUACCUAUGCAUACCAUAACAGACCAGGCCUUCAGACAAAGAAAAGACUGAUGCUGAUAGAACCAUGAACAUGAUGCAUGUGAACAAUUUUCCAUUUAGGAGGCAUUCAUGGAUAUGUUUUGACGUAGACAAUGGCACCUCAUCGGGACGGAGUCCCUUGGAUCCCAUGACAAGCCCUGGAUCAGGGCUUAUUCUACAGGCUAACUUUGUUCACAGUCAACGCCGAGAGUCCUUCCUCUAUCGGUCUGAUAGUGACUAUGACCUCUCUCCAAAGUCCAUGUCUAGGAACUCCUCCAUCGCUAGUGAUAUACAUGGAGAUGACUUGAUUGUGACACCAUUUGCUCAGGUGCUGGCCAGCUUACGUACUGUACGGAAUAAUUUUGCUGCAUUAACCAAUCUUCAGGAUCGAGCACCCAGCAAACGAUCACCCAUGUGUAACCAACCAUCCAUCAACAAAGCAACCAUAACGGAGGAGGCCUACCAAAAGCUGGCCAGCGAGACCCUGGAGGAGCUGGACUGGUGCCUCGACCAGCUGGAGACCCUGCAGACCCGACACUCCGUCAGCGAAAUGGCCUCCAACAAGUUCAAAAGAAUGCUCAAUCGAGAGCUAACCCACUUAUCUGAAAUGAGCCGAUCGGGCAAUCAGGUCUCUGAAUAUAUAUCCAACACAUUUUUAGACAAACAGCAUGAAGUGGAAAUUCCAUCCCCAACACAGAAAGACAAAGAAAAGAAGAAACGGCCCAUGUCUCAGAUCAGUGGGGUAAAGAAAUUGAUGCACAGCUCCAGUUUAACCAAUUCCAGCAUCCCCAAAUUUGGAGUCAAAACUGACCAAGAAGAUAUUCUAGCCAAGGAACUAGAAGAUGUCAAUAAAUGGGGCCUCCAGGUGUUUAAAAUUGCUGAAUUUUCUGGGAAUCGACCUUUGACAGUCAUCAUGUACACCAUUUUCCAGGAACGGGAGUUAUUGAAAACAUUUAAAAUUCAACCAGACAUGUUAAUAACUUAUUUGAUGACACUGGAAGACCAUUAUCAUGCGGAUGUGGCAUAUCAUAACAACAUACAUGCUGCAGAUGUUGUACAGUCUACACAUGUGCUGCUGUCAACCCCAGCUUUGGAGGCGGUUUUCACAGACCUGGAGAUUCUGGCUGCUAUUUUUGCCAGUGCAAUACAUGAUGUUGAUCACCCUGGGGUUUCAAACCAAUUCCUUAUCAACACAAACUCUGAACUUGCCUUGAUGUACAAUGAUUCAUCGGUCCUGGAAAACCAUCAUUUAGCUGUGGGCUUCAAGUUAUUGCAGGAGGAGAACUGUGACAUUUUCCAGAAUUUGACAAAAAAGCAGAGGCAAUCAUUGAGAAAGAUGGUUAUCGACAUUGUGCUAGCAACAGAUAUGUCUAAGCAUAUGAAUCUAUUAGCCGAUUUGAAAACGAUGGUUGAAACCAAAAAAGUGACUAGCUCUGGAGUUCUACUUCUUGAUAAUUAUUCAGACAGGAUUCAGGUUCUACAAAAUAUGGUACACUGUGCAGAUCUAAGCAAUCCAACGAAGCCACUCCAGCUGUAUCGCCAGUGGACAGAUAGAAUAAUGGAAGAGUUCUUCCGACAGGGAGAUCGAGAAAGAGAGAGGGGCAUGGAGAUAAGUCCCAUGUGUGAUAAGCACAACGCAUCAGUAGAAAAAUCACAGGUGGGCUUUAUAGACUACAUUGUUCACCCUCUCUGGGAGACAUGGGCAGACCUUGUACACCCAGAUGCCCAGGACAUCUUGGACACAUUGGAGGACAAUCGUGAAUGGUAUCAGAGCACAAUCCCCCAGAGUCCUUCUCCUGCUCCGGAUGACCAAGAGGAGGGUAGACAGGGCCAAACAGACAAAUUCCAGUUUGAACUAACACUGGAGGAAGAUGGUGAAUCAGACACAGAAAAGGAUAGUGGAAGUCAAGUGGAAGAAGAUACCAGCUGCAGUGACUCCAAAACUCUUUGCACCCAAGACUCAGAAUCCACUGAAAUUCCACUUGAUGAACAAGUGGGAGGGGAAGUGGAGGAGGAGGAAGAGGAGGAGCAGAGCCAAACAGAACAUUGUGUGCAAGAAGAACAUUCUCCUGAUACGUAACAGUAUGAUGGCUCUGUGACUCCCUUUGAUCUUUUCUCUCACUUUCUCUCUUUUUAAAAAUUGAAAAAUGGUUUCCCAAGUGCAUGUCACAUGGCACAACCAUGGUCACGCCUCACUGUCAUCUGCCAGAGAUGUUUGUUGAUCAAAAACUGACUUGAUUAUUCAGUUUGGCACUCAGGAAUAUUGUAGCCAGAAUUGUUCAUCUCCAUGGCAUCAGAGAGCAAAGGAAAACACCUGCAAAGAACAGUUUAAUAAGAGUUCAACUUGGCAGAUACGAUCAGAGUGUGUGUCUACUCCAAGAUGUUUUUCAAAAGGAGUAAAAGCUGGUCCAAA
Anolis sagrei ordinatus is the source of this 3744-nucleotide messenger RNA. RefSeq names its product phosphodiesterase 4D (gene PDE4D). NCBI's taxonomy places the organism in Eukaryota, Metazoa, Chordata, Lepidosauria, Squamata, Anolidae. Gene Ontology annotation, biological process: signal transduction; regulation of cardiac muscle cell contraction. The record is from RefSeq and is a predicted model, not a curated record. Gene Ontology annotation, molecular function: transmembrane transporter binding; ATPase binding; 3',5'-cyclic-AMP phosphodiesterase activity. Gene Ontology annotation, cellular component: cytosol; perinuclear region of cytoplasm; nucleus.